Messenger RNA from Theobroma cacao (cacao), 1746 nucleotides. RefSeq lists its product as uncharacterized. NCBI's taxonomy places the organism in Eukaryota, Viridiplantae, Streptophyta, Magnoliopsida, Malvales, Malvaceae. Gene Ontology annotation, molecular function: DNA binding; DNA-binding transcription factor activity. The record is from RefSeq and is a predicted model, not a curated record.
AGGACGACCUAGUCGAAGCGAAAUCUCUAUAUCCAGUGCUUUAGUCAGGAUAAUUUUUAUAUGAACCUCCUCAAUUCUCAAGUUGAAGGGUUAUCUGAUGAUCAACAACUUGGAAGGAAUAGGCUGAGGAAUCUUCACCAUCAAUGAGAAGCAAUUCCAAAAGCUAUUUCUACUGGGAUUAUUGAAAGCGAAGGAGCUAAGAAAAGCAAUGAUAGAAGGCAUAGAAAACCAUGAUGAAGAAAAGAGGGUUGAGAGUGAGGAACAAGCUGAAAACUUGUCUGCAGUGUCUUCCCCGAAGUGCUCGUCCUUCGACUUGAAUGAAGAAGCUAGCAGCGAAGAGGAUUAUGAUAUCGACAUUGCUAAGGAAAAUGAAGUGAGUGUUGAAGAGGAUGAGAAGAGAACCGAAGGGAGUUCCAGCAAUAACAAUGAAAGAAGAACAGUAAGGCAAUAUGUUAGGUCCAAAUUGCCUAGGCUUCGGUGGACUCCUGAUCUCCAUCUCUCUUUUGUGCAUGCUGUUGAAAGGCUUGGUGGACAAGAGAGAGCAACCCCAAAGUUAGUUCUUCAAUUAAUGAAUGUGAGGGGACUUAGCAUUGCCCAUGUAAAAAGUCACUUGCAGAUGUACAGAAGUAAGAAGCUUGAUGAGGCUGGACAAGUUCUACGCCAAGCCAAUAGACAAAUUCAAGGAAGGGAUGAAUUUCGGAGCAUGUUGCAACAGGUUAGCUCCAGUCCUCAUCAACAUUUCAGAAUGGAGAAUGGUGGGAUUGUCUUAGCCAGAGGGUCUCUUGAAAAUAACAUCACUCGAAGUCUUUACAAAUCUCCCUUCUACCAACGCCCAUUGGAUUUCAAACCUAGCAUUCCAAGGCACCAACCAACUUCUUUCAUAAGCAAAGCUCGUGGACAAGAAAAUGGUUUCCCAAAACCAACAGCCUUGUACAAUCAAGGCCAGUCAAACCAAAUUCAUACUAUGGAUACAGCCAUGCGAGUUGGACCGAUGAGACCAGGCCGAUUUCUUGAAGAGAAGAGGUGGCAUCCUUUUGAGCUGAUUUGUAAUAGAUGGAGGGUUAAUGGAAAUAUGACCAAGGACACCUUUGCUACUACCUGCUCACAAUCUCAAUCACCUUAUUUUUGCACAAGACCAAGCUCAGAUGGGGAAAGUUACUCCACAAGGCCAGCUGCAGGGAACCUUGGAACCAAGAAAAUGAUCGGGCAAUUUGUUUCCAACAAGCACGAUUCCUUGAGCAAAUUCAGUAGCUGUAGACCAGAGUUUGAGGCCCCGUUAUGGCUUGAGUUGAAGCAAGACAAACUGCUGAAGGACAGGGAAUGGUUGCCUGAUCUGCAGCUAAGACUAAGCCAAAGAAUUGGAAUUGACGAUGAGAAGACCCAUUGUAAAGGCACGGAGGAAAUUAGCACCCAGCUUUCACUUUCUUAGCCUCAAAUAUCAAGCUAUCAGGACAAAAUUCACGACCAAGCGAAAAGAUUCAAGGAAAUAAUUGUCCAAAUGAAGAUAUUGGUCUACUUACCAAUUUACAUAUAUGUUGCAACAAAGCCGGAUGAGGCUGAGUACUUAAGGAUCUGACCAUGUAAAAAGAAACCCACAGGAAGUGAGAUCUUUCUAAGUACUUGUCGUAGAGGCUAGAGCCAUUACAAGCAUAGUGUUUUUUUUUUUUUUGUUAAAUCAGUUUUGAAUGAUUUAGAGUACUCAUGAACCUUCGGAGAUAGGAAGGUUUGUGAUUGACAGUUUGUUGA